Molecule: messenger RNA, 3236 nt
Organism: Linum tenue
Lineage: Eukaryota; Viridiplantae; Streptophyta; Magnoliopsida; Malpighiales; Linaceae
Source: the annotation of a GenBank genome assembly
AUUUGCGCCAUUCAUUCCGAACGGCCAGCGAAUUCCUAAAUCGGCAAUCGGGAAUUCUGAAGGGCCGCCGUCUGCCAUGGCGUUCGCAGCCGUAGCUUCUCCUCCGCCCUCUCUUUCUCUCUUCCCCACCACUACCACCACCAGCAGCUGGUCGUCUAUCCACAAGCUCAAAAAUGGCUCCUACUGCGCCAAAAAACCCUACAGUCUCACAAUCAAAGCCUCACUGGAUGAGAAAACCCCUAAAUCGACCGCCGGCAAGCAGAGCUCCUGGGUUAGUCCUGACUGGCUCACUUCCCUGACCCGCUCACUAACUCUCGGUGGCAAAAAGGACGAUUCCGGCAUCCCCAUAGCCAUUGCGAAGCUCGAGGACGUCAGCGACCUCCUCGGCGGCGCUCUCUUUCUCCCUCUGUUCAAAUGGAUGAACGAGUACGGACCGAUUUACCGCCUCGCCGCCGGCCCCAGGAAUUUCGUGAUUGUUAGUGACCCGGCGAUUGCCAAACACGUUUUGAGGAAUUACGGUACUAAGUAUGCGAAAGGUCUCGUAGCCGAGGUCUCCGAGUUCCUCUUCGGGUCGGGAUUCGCCAUUGCCGAAGGCCAGCUGUGGACGGCGAGGCGGAGGGCAGUGGUUCCAUCUCUGCACAAGAGGUAUCUAUCUGUGAUUGUCGACAAGGUGUUCUGCAAAUGUGCUCAGAGAAUGGUGGACAAGCUACAAGCUGAUGCUAUGAGUGGCAAUGGUGUCAACAUGGAAGCCAAGUUCUCCCAGUUGACUCUCGAUGUAAUUGGGUUGUCGGUGUUUAACUAUAAUUUCGACGCUCUGAAUACUGAUAGCCCAGUUAUAGAUGCUGUCUACACUGCUCUGAAAGAAGCAGAAGCUCGUUCCACUGAUCUGUUGCCAUAUUGGAAGGCGAGUGUUCAUUUGGAUCUUCUUGGUAUUAAGCCUCUGUGCAAGGUAAUACCAAGACAAGUUAAAGCUGAGAGAGCUGUUACAGUUAUAAGGCAAACUGUGGAAGAGCUGAUUGCGAAGUGUAAAGAGAUUGUGGAAAGUGAGGGUGAGAGGAUAGAUGGGGAGGAAUAUGUUAAUGAUGCUGAUCCAAGCAUUCUUCGGUUUUUGCUCGCUAGCAGAGAAGAGGUUUCGAGUGAACAAUUACGAGAUGAUCUCUUAUCAAUGCUAGUUGCUGGACACGAGACAACAGGAUCAGUAUUGACCUGGACAUUGUACCUUCUGAGCAAGGACUCUUCUGCAUUGACGAAGGCACAACAAGAGGUUGAUCUAGUAUUAGAAGGAAGACCCCCUACCUAUGAAGACGUAAAGAAUCUAAAGUUUCUGAUGCUCUGCAUACUUGAGUCCAUGCGCCUCUAUCCCCAUCCUCCUGUACUAAUCAGACGAGCUGAAGUUCCUGAUGUGCUUCCAGGCGAUUACAAGGUCAAUCCUGGUCAAGACAUAAUGAUUUCAGUGUAUAAUAUCCAUCACUCCUCUAAGGUGUGGGAUAGAGCAGAAGAGUUCAUCCCAGAGAGAUUCGGCACAGAAGGUCCUUUACCAAAUGAAUCAAACACAGAUUUCAGGUUCAUUCCAUUCAGUGGAGGACCGCGUAAAUGUGUUGGCGACCAGUUUGCUUUGCUGGAAGCCAUUGUCGCCCUCUCUAUCUUUCUCCAAAACAUGAAUUUCGAGCUCGUCCCAGAUCAGAAAAUCAACAUGACAACGGGAGCAACUAUACACACCACUAACGGACUGUACAUGAAGCUCAGCCGGAGGCAAAGUAAGCUAGCAUCGUUAGCUUCAUCAUCUCCUUCACGCUGCCAAAUACGCUCGUUUUCAAAGCCAUUCGCAUUAUCCAAUCAAAUCGCCAUCUCUCUCGCGGCUUCGUUUUUCAAUAAAGGGAGAAGUUCAAGAAACGAAUUGAGAGAGAGAGAGAGAGAGAGAGAGAGAGAAGCCGCCAUGGAAGACGAGAGCUCGGAGAGCCGGAAGAAGGCCAAGCUGGCGAUAAUCGAGCUGGCCAACAUGAUCAGCGUCCCCAUGUCGCUUCACGCCGUCGUCCGCCUCAACGUCGCCGACGCCGUGUGGCAGGGCGGAGUGAACGCCCCUCUGUCCGCCGCCGAGAUCCUCUCCCGCCUCCCUCCCUGUACCUUUUCUUCCUCCGCCAGUGAUCCGGAGAACCUCCAGCGGAUUCUCCGAUUGCUCUCCUCAUACGGUGUGUUCGACGAGCAUAUUGUCGCUGCCGCCGGUGGUGGCGGAGAGAGGAAGUACUCGUUGACGGAGGUCGGGAGGACUCUCGUCACGGAUGCCGACGGGCUCUCCUACGGGUCGUACGUCCUCCAGCACCACCAGGGCGCGCUGAUGAGGGCGUGGCCGCUGGUGCACGAGGCGGUGGUGGACCCCACGACGGAGCCGUUCGCCAAAGCCAACGGCGAGCCGGCGUACAGCUACUACGGGAAGCAGCCGGAGAUGAACGAGCUGAUGCAGAAGGCCAUGUCCGGCGUCUCCGUGCCGUUCAUGAGGUCCAUGCUCGACGGCGGCUACGACGGGUUCGACGGCGUCAGGAGGCUGGUCGACGUCGGCGGGAGCGGCGGGGAUUGCCUGCGGAUGAUCCUACGCAAGCAUCCCAACGUCCUCGAAGCGAUCAACUUCGAUCUCCCCGAAGUCGUGGCCAAAGCGCCAGCGAUUCCCGGAGUGACUCAUGUUGGUGGCGACAUGUUCAAGUCCAUACCUAAUGGUGAUGCCAUCUUCAUGAAGUGGAUUCUGACGACGUGGACCGACGAGGAAUGCAAGGCGAUCAUGUCGAACUGCUACAAGGCCCUGCCGGAAGGAGGGAAGCUGAUAGCCUGCGAGCCGAUGCUGCCCAAGGAUUCCGACGACAGUCACCGGACGAGAGCUCUGUUGGAAGGGGACAUAUUCGUGAUGACGAUCUACAGGGCCAAAGGCAAGCACAGGACCGAGGAAGAGUUCAAGCAGCUUGGCUUGGCCGUUGGGUUCUCCAAUUUCAGGGCGUUGCACUCUGUGGAUUACUUUCACACCGUGUUAGAGUUCCAGAAAUAAUAGUAUAGUUGGUUUGCUGGGAGGUGGUUGCUGGUGAAUAUUAUGAGAGCUCUGUUUUCGUAGUUGAAAUUGGUAACUCAAUUAUGUUAUCUCUCGGUUGUUUAUCAACACUAGUUCAUGAUAUUAAUAUUGCAAAAGAGUAAAAAUCUAUUUUGAACCAAUCUCAAUUGAUCACUAUUAGAGGUCGCGCGGGCUGAUCACG